Messenger RNA from Etheostoma spectabile (orangethroat darter), 4443 nucleotides. It is a transcript of the gene lrif1, whose product is annotated as ligand dependent nuclear receptor interacting factor 1. Gene Ontology annotation, molecular function: nuclear retinoic acid receptor binding. Bases 524 to 3964 code for a protein of 1146 amino acids. Gene Ontology annotation, biological process: regulation of DNA-templated transcription. The transcript has 3 exons. NCBI's taxonomy places the organism in Eukaryota, Metazoa, Chordata, Actinopteri, Perciformes, Percidae. The record is from RefSeq and is a predicted model, not a curated record.
CGCGGGUGCACCCGCCCGUCACUGAAAGAGUCCUGAGUUGCCAUGACAUUUUCUUAAAAACAAAGCUUGAUUUCACACGUUUUGUUGAUCUCUACAGGAGCAGAAACCUUCGUUUUCACAAUCCCACUACUCGCGUUCAGUCUACCCUGGAUGUUUUUAGACAUUACGGCUACUAAUCGACAUCAUUAUGACGGAAAAGUAAUGGGAUUUUUUUUUUUAUAUACUUCCGGAACCAUGCAACCAACCACCCGGAACCAAAUCGCUGUAACAGACCGGAAGUCUAAUGUAACGGACGCGAUGAAGAAACGGAAGUUCCCCGAAGAAAACAGGUCGAGUGAGAGAUGUUGUCGGUGCGCGUGAAACGGGGGUUCAUCUAGGCGACGGUUGACCCCGCGCGUUGUUAUAGGCAACCGCCCGGCGUGGCUAACGGGAGUAACACGCGCACGUGACGGGGGGGAUUGUUGUGUCUCGAGACCCAACAAAGCUGCUUCUGGAUGGGGCGCGAGCCUCGAGUGGUUUCACGAUGUUUCCCGCUACGAAGAACAUGGAUUCCGUUCACAGCGGGACGGGUGUCUUCUACCAGGCGAUACCGGCGGUCGGAGCCGACGGAAAGAACAUCAUGAAGCUGAUUCCCGUACAAAUGGUCAACGGGCAGUUUUUCCAUUCUCAACUAAGUAAGACGGGUCAGACGCGACAGAAAGCCGUGGACUUGAACGUCGCCUCAGCACCCGUUCAGACGGCGCCGAAGGCAGCGCCGAGUCCCCCUGCCGCUCAGCACGUGGUCAGGAAGCAGGUUUCGAUCAUCAACGUCUUCCCUAAUCAAGUGGGUCUGGAUCUCGGUAGUUCGUUAAACAAGCAUCCACCGCAGCAACAGAAUGGGAAGUUAAUAGCCGUCGUACCUCAGAUGGAAACGCCUGCAGCAAACAGGGAGAAGAUAGGAAGACUUCCAGGUCCAAUCCCGGUCACAGUGAAAGCUCCAGCCGUCCCCAGAGGACGGCACCUUCAGAUUCUACCUAAUGCACAAGUCCCGGUAGUCCCAGCAGUCCCAACAGUCCCUGCAGUCCCAACAGUCCCUGCAGUCCCUGCAGUCCCAGCAUCUGAACUACCUCCUCGUGUCCAGAGACCUAUUUUUCCUUCGCCGGCCGACUCCUCUCGGAGUUCAGGCUCAGCCGGCGUGGUCUACACGUCACCGCCCGUCACCACCGCCGGUCCACAGAGUGUCUCUGCACUCGACACGCUCAAGUUCCUCUGCAACAUGUCCAAUGCUGCUCCAUGUGGAUUGCUAUCAAAAGGUCAAAAGCCGCAUUUGAAAUUAAUUCCAAAGGUUUCACACAGGCCCAACAGCCCCAUUAAGUGGGUCAUCGAAGAAGAGGACGGCUUCAGGGCUCCGGGGCUUGAUCCGGUUAUUUCUUCCGUCAGUCCAGAUGUUGUUCCUGUUGUUGGGAAAAUGGGAAAAAGCGACUCGCCCACAGCAGCGGGAAAAAGUAGUGAAUUCAACAAAACCACCGUGCCUUCGUCCCAACAAUCACGCGAGUCGGUUUCACCUCAGAAAAGGCCGGGUGUCCGAAUAAUCAUCCCGAAACGGUCGCACGAAGUGAUCGAUCUCUGUGACGACGACGCUCACAGCGAGUCGUCUCAGCCGGCGGCAUCCGUUCACACGUCAGCGGCCACUCAUCCGGACGAAGACAAUGUGAUAUUUGUGUCGUACAUCCCCCCCAAGACCGAGUCUGAGUCCACACAAGAUUUGAGACAAAAAACACAAAAGGCACCUGUGAAGGAAGCGGACAAGACGAGUACGAGCGGCUCGAACAGCGGGACAGAACGGAAGAGCCCGGAUGGUGCAACUGGCACGCUUACAAGAAGAAAACCUGUCCACGGCAUGUCCGUCAACACCGUUAAAAACGCUCCGCGCGUUGGUGGUUCGGCAGCAAUGAACGCGCAGAAUAACGAGGGUCCCAACAUGAGCAGUCGGCGGAGCGCCGCCACCCAACAGUCGAAGGGCGUGGAAGUUAAUGUAGAAAGAAAAAGUCCAGCAGAUUGCGUAAUAGUUGCCCCAGCAGCUGUUCAGAUGGCGAAAAAGGCAGCGUCGAGUCCUUCUGCCGCUCAGCAGGUUGUCGGGAAGCAGAUUUCCCUCGUGAAUGUCACCCCUAAUCAAGUCUGUUUGGAUCUUCCACUACAGCAGCAGAAAGUAAACAUAAUCGCUGUCAUACCUCAGAUGGCAAACAGGGAGAAGAUGGGAAGACUUCCAGGUCCACUCCCAGUCCCAGUGAAAGCUCCAGCCGUCCCCAGAGGACGGCACCUUCAGAUUCUACCUAAUGUACAAGUCCCAGCACUCCCUGCAGUCCCAAUAGUCCCAGCAGUCCCAAUAAUCCCUGCAGUCCCAGCAGUCCCAAUAGUCCCGGCAGUCCCUGCAGUCCGAACAGUCCCAAUAGUCCCAGCUGUCCCGGCAGUCCCAGCAUCUGAACUACCUCCUCGUGUCCAGAGACCUAUUUUUCCUUCGCCGGCCGACUCCUCUCGGAGUUCAGGCUCAGCCGGCGUGGUCUACACGUCACCGCCCGUCAGAACCGCCGGUCCACAGAGUGUCUCUGCACUCGACACGCUCAAGUUCCUCUGCAACAUGUCCAAUGCUACUCCAUGUGGAUCGCCAUCAAAAGGUCAAAAGCCGCAUUUGAAAUUAAUUCCAAAGGUUUCACACAGGCCCAACAGCCCCAUUAAGUGGGUAGUUGAAGACGAGGACAUCCUCACGGCUCCGGUUCUUGAUCCUGCAAAUUUUUCCAUCAGUUCGGAGAUUCUUCGGGUGGUUGCGGAGAGAGAAGGUGCCACCAAGCACUGGGACGCCCUUACGAAUCCGGUCUCGGGGGCAGACCGGAAGAGCCUGGAUGGAACAACGGACGCCGAUAGAAGAAGACAACCUGGCCGGAGCGUAGCAGUCAACACGGUGAAAAACUCAACGCGUGUUUGUGGUCCAGCAGCGAUGAACACGCAGAAUAAUGAGGGUCCGAGCUUUAGCAGUCAGCAGAGCACCGCCGGCCAACCAUCGGAGAGCAUGGAGGUCCAGGAGAGUCCAGCCAAUCCCAACAACUCUGACAGCAGCAAGGGAGCCAUGGACACCCCCAAAAUGAAGAGCUCUGUGAAUCCCGCCACCAGCUGGACGUCUUCGCCGGCACCAGAAUCCCGUCGAAUGGACGAUAAUCUGCUGAGACGGAUAUUUGGGAUAACGGCCGAUGUGAGAGUCCGCCUGCAGAGGAUCGACGGUGCCCCAGUUGGGUCUGGUCCUUCUUUAAAGGACCUUAAGGGUCCACGUGAAAGCUGCAGCUGUGCGAAAGUAAAAACCGAACGGGAACUGUUAGAGGGCUCCGCCCCUCCGAGUGCUCCCACACACAUCGAGCCCCUCAAAUGUUCACACAUCAAGCUGAACGCGAGACGUCUCCAUGUUGUGAAGAACGAACGCCAUCAAGGGGACACCUCACUCAAGGGAUCGUCGCGAGAUCUCGAAACCGAGCCGGCGUUUGGCUACGUGGAACCCAUAGACGAGGAUUUCCUCGCCACGGAGGAAAAGGACAAUCCGAACGCGCAGGACGCAGCCGGCCGGACUCAGACUCAAACGUGUGCGUAUCUGAACACGAGGAGAAUGGGACGGACGAGGAAGCGCACGAUGUGUCCCUGUUGCGUCCCCGGUGCCCAAGACCCAAUGUGGGAGGAGCCUGGCGAGUGGGCGUGGGCGACCGAGCAGACGAGCAAAAAAGGGAGGAGAAAAAAGGCUGUGAGAAAAGCUGUGAAAACAUCUGGAAGGACCAGCUGUCUAAGAGUGAAGGACAAGUGCAGCAGCAGGAGGACAGACGAGGGUCCAGCCAGGGACAGUUUGUCCUCUGACCCUAACGAACUGAGACGACUUGAUGAGAUCAGACGAAUGAAAGAGCUCCUGAAAGAGCAGGAAGCAGCUUUAGAGGAGAUGAGACACUGAAUGAGAGCUGAGACUCGGUGUUUUAGACUCUAAUGUUCUUACAAAGUUAAUGUUUUUUUUUAUUUUUAGCCUAAAACAUGUCACUUCUUUUUAUGUUAGUCAGAGUUAACGAGGACUAACGCGAGUUAAGUUUUGGCUGCAGCCGACUAGAGCCCGACAUAUAUAUCGGAUAAAUCGGCAUUUGUAAUUGCCCGAUUUUUUUUGUUUUUGUUUUUAAAUUCUGAUAAAUGAAUAUUUAAAAAAUACAAACGGACUCUCAACCAUUUUAGGAGUGUUGGCGUUGCAUAGUCUGUCCACCAGAGGACGCUCUACAACGUCCCUGGUAGUAAUGGCGUUGCAUAGUCUGUCCACCAGAGGACGCUCUACAAUGUCCCUGGUAGUGAUGGCGUUGCAUAGUCUGUCCACCAGAGGACGCUCUACAACGUCCCCGUUAGUGAUGCCGUUGCAUAGUCUGUCCACCAGAGGACGCUCUACAACGU